Morus notabilis is the source of this 931-nucleotide messenger RNA. Its product is annotated as germin-like protein subfamily 1 member 16. NCBI's taxonomy places the organism in Eukaryota, Viridiplantae, Streptophyta, Magnoliopsida, Rosales, Moraceae. Gene Ontology annotation, cellular component: cell wall. Bases 20 to 694 code for a protein of 224 amino acids. The record is from RefSeq and is a predicted model, not a curated record. Gene Ontology annotation, molecular function: manganese ion binding. The transcript is spliced from 2 exons.
UAUCAAAAGUAUUAUAGGGAUGGCGAAAAAUAGUGUUAAUUCCGUUUUGGUACUUCUUGCUUCGGCUUUGGCCACUUACAUUGCAUUUGCUGCUGACCCAGGCCCUCUCCAGGACUUCUGUGUAGCAACUAAUGACCCUAAACAUGUUUUGUUUGUGAACGGAAAAUUCUGCAAGAAUCCGGAGCUGGUGAAGGCUGAGGACUUCUUCUUCUCAGGGAUAGACAUCCCUAGAGACACAAACAAUGCAGUUGGCUCCAACGUAUCCAUGGUGAACGUCGACAACCUUCCGGGGCUCAACACCCUCGGCGUGUCUCUGGCGCGCCUCGACUUCGCGCCAUACGGGUUGAAUCCUCCUCACACCCACCCGCGCAGCAGCGAAAUCCUGGUCGUCACCGAGGGCACGCUUUACGCCGGGUUCGUGUCGUCGGAUGAGGACGGAAACCGCCUGUUUACCAAGACUCUUCACAAGGGAGACGUGUUUGUGUUCCCGAUUGGGAUGAUUCACUUUCAGUUCAACAUUGGGGAGGACCGGGCCGUGGCCUUCGCCGGGUUCGGAAGCCAAAACGAAGGAAGGAUCACCAUUGCGAACACCUUGUUCGGGUCCCACCCUUCCAUCAAGGCUGAGGUCCUUGCUAAGGCGUUCAUGUUGGACAAGGACGUGGUUGAAAAGCUUCAGAAGAAGUUUGGACAGUAAGCUGAUCGUGAUCGAAGCUGGCCUACUUGAUUUACUGUGUACUAUUAAGGUCAAUGUCAUGUUUCUCGCGAUAUAAAUAAUUACGUGCUUAUAUUAUCUUGUAUCUACCUCACGCAACGACUUAUUUGGUCGUGACUUAUAAAUAAACAUGUGAUGGUACGUAUUUCAUAUUGUAUUUCAGAUAUAAAUUUUUGGUAUAUUCCGGGUUUGCUAAUUAAAUAUAUCCCUCUCUACGUC